This is a messenger RNA of Adineta steineri, 594 nucleotides long. NCBI's taxonomy places the organism in Eukaryota, Metazoa, Rotifera, Eurotatoria, Adinetida, Adinetidae. The record is from the annotation of a GenBank genome assembly.
AUGGGUCUCGGCAAUUCUCGAAAAUGGUACGUACACCAAUCAGAGAAACCAUCAUCAUUUGCUAGACAUAGUGGUCCAGGUGGGGAAAAACACAGGCCAAGCAUUUUUCGACGUCGAAGAUCUAUAACAACAGCACCAGCAGCUAUACCAACAAUGGUUCAACCAAUGGCUCGUCGAGCUCUAUAUGGUUCUUACUCAGCUAUGCGACCAAUGCCACAAAUGCCACAAAUGCCACAGACUUAUACACCAAUGCAACAAAUGUCACCAUCGUAUAUGCCAAUACGUUAUAAUAACUAUGCUUCUCCUUCAUAUAUUCAACCUCAACCUAUGAUGAUGCAACAACAACGAGCAGCACCAGCUAUGCCUCAGUCAUAUAUGGCUCUUCCGUCUCCGUCAAUGUCAACGCCAUACAUGCAACAACCACAAAUACAACCUGCAUAUAAUAAUGCACAAGCUCAGGCUCCUCUACCAGCAAGUAUGUCAGGUGGGACUGGAUCAUAUCCUUUAUCAUAUCCAUCACAACCUGGGAGACUUAUUACAGAUUGGACAGGUGGUGGCAAAAUAUCACCAGGCUUUCUUGGACCACCUAUAUAA